CGGCCGGCUCCUAAGCUUAGGGGCUGGAGGCCACGUGACCGGCCUCCAGCUGUGCCGGGGCCGCGAGCCCGUGGGUCACAGCCUCUCGCCUGUGCUUCUCGCUGGGUCCCUCUCCCGGGUGUCGUCGCCCUCCCCGGGAGCCCGUGAGGCGCAGGGGGCGGGGGAUGCAGCUCGGCGGCGGCUGGAGCAGGAGCAGGAGCAGCGGCGGCGGCGGCGGCGGCCUCAGGGGGGCAGAGGCGGGUGGGCUGCGGAGGGGAGAGGGGAUGUGCAUAGGCAGCCGGGGCCAUGUCCAAGGUAACAGGACCCGCGGCCCCCGGACCGGCCAUGGCCACGGGGCCGGGGCCGAGCGGGAAGGAGAAGCGCUCCUUCAGCAAGCGGCUGUUCCGGAGCGGCCGGGCGGCCGGCAGCGGCAGCGGCGGCUCCCCGGCCUCGCCCUCCUCCGCCCGCUCGGUGGGCAGCUUCAUGAGCCGGGUCCUAAAGACGCUGUCCACUCUGUCGCACUAUAGCUCCGAGAGCCCCCCACUGCCCGGCCGCGGACGAGCCCCCAGCGGCGCGCUCGGCCCGGUGGGCUUUCGCAGCUGCUUCCCUCCGGGGCCCGGGCCCGGACCAGCCGCCCCGCCCCAGCGUUGCCCGCAGCAGCAGCAGCCGCCGCCGCCCCCCGCCGCGCCCACGCCGCCGCCCCCGGCCGAGCUGUUGUGCCUGACUGGGGGCGACCCGGUGCCCGGCGUGGCGGGGCUCAAGAACCACGGCAACACCUGCUUCAUGAACGCCACCCUGCAGUGCCUCAGCAACACGGAGCUCUUCGCCGAGUACCUAGCCCUGGAACAGUACCGGGGCGGCGGCGAGCAGGAGCCCCCAGCCUCAUCUGUCCCAGAGGAUGGCCACCAAGCCAACGGACUCCCCUUCUCCCGCAGCCAGCAGGGCAAAGGCGAGGUCACGGAGCAGCUGGCACACCUGGUGCGGGCAUUAUGGACCCUGGAAUAUACCCCGCAACACAGCCGGGACUUUAAGAGUAUUGUCUCAAAGAAUGCUCUACAGUAUCGAGGGAAUUCCCAGCAUGAUGCCCAGGAAUUUCUGCUAUGGCUUUUGGACCGUGUGCAUGAAGAUCUCAACAAUUUUGUGAAACAGAGUGGCCGACCUCCCUUGAAGCCUCCAUUAGAGGAUGAUGUAGUGCCUGAAGGACCCUCCUUUCCAGUCAGCAGCACUUUUGUACAAGAACUUUUUCAAGCCCAGUACAGAUCCUCUUUGACUUGUCCUCAUUGCCAGAAACAGAGUAAUACCUUUGAUCCUUUCCUCUGCAUUUCUUUGCCUAUUCCUCUGCCUCACACAAGGCCUCUCUAUGUCACAGUUGUAUAUCAAGGAAAAUGCUCUCACUGCAUGAGAAUUGGAGUGGCUGUACCUCUGUCUGGAACUGUAGCUAGGCUUCGGGAAGCAGUGUCUGUGGAAACGAAGAUUCCUACUGAUCAGAUUGUGUUAACAGAAAUGUAUUAUGAUGGGUUUCAUCGCUCCUUUUGUGACACAGAUGAUUUGGAAACAGUGCAUGAGAGUGACUGCAUUUUUGCCUUUGAGACUCCAGAAAUAUUUAGACCUGAAGGUAUUCUCAGUCAAAGAGGAAUGCAUCUAAACAACAAUCUGAACAACUUGAAGUUUGGCAGUGACCACCACAGAAUAUCUUCUCAUGCACAGACAGCCACAAAACAAGGGAAGCCAGAGCUGCCCUCUACAAGAACAGGAAGUGACAAGAUUGUUCUGCUUGUGUGUAAUAGAGCGUGCACUGGACAACAGGGGAAAAGAUUUGGUCAACCUUUUGUGCUACACUUAGAGAAGACAAUAGCAUGGGAUCUCUUGCAGAAGGAGAUUUUGGAGAAGAUGCAGUAUUUUUUGAGGCCCACAGUUUGCAUCCAGGUGUGUCCAUUUAGUUUGCGUGUUGUCAGUGUUGUGGGAAUAACAUACCUGCUACCACAAGAAGAGCAACCCUUGUGCCACCCAACUGUGGAAAGGGCAUUAAAAUCAUGUGGACAAGGUGGUACUGCUCAUGUAAAGUUAGUUGUGGAAUGGGACAAAGAAACAAAAGAUUACUUGUUCGUAAAUACAGAAGAUGAAUAUGUUCCUGAUGCAGAAAGUGUCCGUCUGCAGAGGGAACAUCACCACCAGCCUCAGACUUGCACUUUAUCACAGUGUUUCCAAUUGUACACCAAAGAGGAACAGCUUGCUCCAGAUGAUGCUUGGCGUUGCCCACACUGUAAGCAGCUGCAGCAAGGGAGCAUAACAUUAAGCCUCUGGACCUUGCCUGAUGUGCUUAUUAUACAUCUGAAGAGAUUUCGACAGGAGGGUGACAGGCGAAUGAAGCUUCAGAACAUGGUAAAAUUUCCUCUAACUGGCCUGGAUAUGACACCUCAUGUGGUCAAAAGAAGCCAGAGCAGCUGGAGCCUCCCAUCCCAUUGGUCACCAUGGAGGCGCCCUUAUGGAUUAGGGAGAGAUCCUGAGGACUACAUCUAUGAUCUUUAUGCUGUGUGUAAUCACCAUGGGACCAUGCAAGGGGGUCAUUAUACAGCAUACUGUAAGAAUUCUGUGGAUGGUCUCUGGUACUGCUUUGACGACAGUGAUGUACAACAGUUGUCUGAGGAUGAAGUCUGCAAGCAGACGGCAUAUAUACUUUUCUACCAGAGGCGGACAGCUAUACCAUCAUGGUCAGCUAACAGCUCUGUGGCAGGUUCCACAAGUUCUUCACUGUGUGAACACUGGGUAAGCCGGCUUCCAGGGAGUAAGCAAGCCAGCAUUACUUCUGCUGCUUCUUCCAGGCGCACAUCUCUGGCUUCACUCUCAGAGUCAGUGGAGUUGACUGGGGAAAGAAGUGAAGAUGAUGGCGGGUUCUCAACUCGACCAUUUGUAAGGAGUGUCCAGCGCCAAAGCUUGUCAUCCAGGUCCUCUGUUACCAGCCCAUUGGCCGUCAAUGAAAAUUGCAUUAGACCCUCUUGGUCCCUAUCUGCUAAGCUGCAAAUGCGUUCUAACUCUCCAUCGCGUUUUUGUGGUGACUCUCCUGUGCAUACUUCUGCCUCUACUUUGGAGAAAAUAGGGGAAGCAGUAGAUGACAAAGUCUCUAUCUCUUGCUUUGGUAGCUUAAGGAACCUUUCUAGUAGUUACAUGGAGCCAAGUGAGAGCCAUAGCAGGCGUGAGCACAGGGCCAUGGGUAGAGCUCCUCUGGCUGUCAUGGAAAGUGUAUUCAGAGAUGAGUCAGCUCCCAGGAAAGUGACUUCGAGUCUUUCUGAUAUACAGAGCAAAAGCUCAGCACAGGGGGAUCGAGUGCAUCCUGUUUCAGAUCCAUUUGAUAACAAUAAUCAGAUUGCUUAUGUGGAUCAGAGUGAUUCUGUUGACAGCUCCCCAGUCAAAGAGGCAAAGACUCCAAGUGGUUCUGGCUUACUUGUGGAAAAGUCAGAUAGCACAACUAAGAAGUCUCCUAGCUCCAAAGGGAUUAUUUCUGAGCCAGAUAAAAGCCUGAGGAAAGGGAGGACAGUCUUGGCUCGCCAGGAAUCAUCUCUUUCAAACACAUCACCCACUUCUCCUGUUCCCUUAAAAAGUUCUGUAAAGACUUCCCGCUCCAGAAGCAAAGCAGAAUCUUCCCAAGUCAGUGGGCGACAUGCGUCCCCUGUUCCUGGUCAUCCCAAAAAGGAGUCAUCUACAAAAUCCCAGGACACUGUGGCUGUUCAGCAGAAACAAAAGUUAGCUUCCUCCCCAGCUUCUAUUUCUUCUACAGCUGCCAAAAAGCCUCCUUUGGGCUCUGCCACCAGGGGUCCCUCCUCCACUGGAAAGAAUAGGACUUCAGACAGAAGCCUGAGCCGAGAAGGCUCCAAAAUAAGCCUUGGUUCUGACAAAGCCAGUGUCACAUCCACCUCCAAACCAAACUCCCCUCGGGUGGGUCAGUCUAAAGCUGGGGAGAGCAGAAUGGAUGGAAAGCAUGUGAGGAGUUCUUCCAUGGCCAGCCUGCGGUCUCCCAACCCAGGUAUGAAGUCAGGUUUGAAGAGGGACAGCAAGUCAGAAGACAAGGGACUGUCCUUCUUCAAAUCAGCUCUGCGGCAGAAGGAGACUCGGAGGUCAACUGAUCUUGGGAAAACCACAUUACUCACCAAAAAAUCAGGUGUAGGAUCCACCAAGUCGAUCAGUAAGAGUACAGUGGAUGAGAAGUCAGAUAAAGGCAGCCAGCCUCCAUCCUCCCAACAGCCAAAUGCAAAUACUAUUUCAAAAGAGCAGCCUGCCUCCAAGGAUUCCACUUCUGUAAAACAUUCCCUGCUUUCUACCCGCAGAUCCAAGUCUUCCCAGCUAGAUCCUGGAAAUCCCUUGUCUCCUAGUAGCAAGCAGUCUGCUGAGAAAUCUUUUAAAAAGUUACCUUCUAGCAUGCACACCUCUGCACGGCCUUCUCAAAAACCUCAGUGAGAUUUCUUCAAACCAGGUGUUUUAUCUGUAAAGACACUUAUUUAUUUAGAAUUGAGGACUCUAUUUUUGUUCCCUUUACCUGAUAUUUCCCUUCCUUCUUCCCCCUCCCCCCCUUGCUUUUGUUUUGUAGUUUUUGGUUCAUGUGCCUAAUGCGUGUGUGUGAGGAGAACUAAACUGCAUUGUGUUGAAGUGUCUCCUUCUUCUGCCAUCAAACCAAAUAAUAGCCAUAGGCAAAGAAAGCAGUGAUACCAAGUUAACUGGAAUAAUUAUUAAAAAAAACAAAAAACAAAAACCAUAAUCCUGGACUGCCUCUUAGCACUUGUGAAUAUUUCUUUCUGGUGAAAUGCCACAACUUUUUGUCAGACACUAGGGUUUUGAAACCUGUGAACUAGUUAUGCUAUAAAUAGUAUAUGCUCUGUAGAACUGUGAAAUAAUAUUAUUUGGGGUUUUUGCCCGAGCAGAAAUUAUCCUCAUUGAUUUGUGGAUUGUCGUCUAGUGUGGUAAGAUGUAGAAGCUAACAGCAAAACUAAGAGACUGUUGCUACUUCUGCUCUUGCCCCAGUCUUCAAUCUUUUUUUAAAGGGCAAUAUUUUAACACUAAUGUUGUUUCUCAGGUAUAUACUCAGCUAGUAUAAGAGGGAUGAGCAUUAGUGAAUGAACUCAAUAUAAAGGUAACCUUUCAUGUGUGAAUGUAUGUAAUUUUUUUCUUAGCAUCAUGGAUGUAAGCUUUUCGAGAUGUAAAGAAUCUUUUGUUAGUGUCAUAUUGGUGAAGAUGUAUGUAUAUCUUAGCUGGCUAUCCCUUGACUCUUGGACAUUGUGCUAAGAGGUGGUGAAUUGGAUAGCAAGAAGUUAGUCAGUAUCCAUUCUUCCCUCCCUUCUCUAUUGGAGCUCUGAAAUAUAGCCACUUGUCAGCAUCUUCUAAGUUAUACCCUGAUAAUAUGGUUUAUUUUUUUUAAACUGGAAACGUGUACCUGAUGGUGCGAAUGAUGCCUGGGUGAUGUAUAGAUGUACUACUCUCCCUCUAUGGCUGCACACCUUGUCUGUAAACAGCAGAAUUGAAUCUUGCCUUUUGGAGGCAUGCUUCUCUUUCUGUAUCUUUCAGCCCAAUGCCAAAAGUCAGCAAUGCAGUAUGGAGGCUCAGUGUAACAAAAUAUUAAAUAUCUUUUUUUUUAAUGUUUCUUUGUAAGACUUGAUUAUAAUUGUGUUUUCCAACAAACAAUUCCUCUCCCUUGCUGUUACAGGUUCCUUAAUUCCGCUCCCCAAAUCUAUAGUCAAAGCUAAAGCUCAUCCUACAAGGCAACAGAUUACCUUUCUUUGUUUCCAAAAUAAAAACAAGCCCCACCUUGCUCAAUUUACAGUGUUCACACAAAUAUUGUGUUUAUUUUAAGUUGUAUAGCCAUAUUCUGACUUCAUGCUUCUCUUCUUUUCCUUAUGAGGACUGUGUAACCUGGAUUCUUUGUGAAACAGACUUUGCCACAAUGCAGAGAAUGAUGUGUUGUGUUUCAUGUUCAUAUAGUCUUCAAUUUGCAUGUUUUCCUAGGUCAAUGUUUUUCCAAUCCAUAAAUUCACCAGAUUUUACAUGAGUAUCCAGAUCUAUUUGUUAGUCUUUCCUACUUAAUAACUAGAGCAAAUAGUUUUAUUUUGUCCCAUAAUAUCCUUUGCUCAACUUUUUUUUUUUUUUUUUUGAGUUGGGGGAAGAUGGAAAAAUCUUGGAAAAUAUUGGCAUCAGUCACCUGUCUUAUAUAAUUGCCCACUUGAGCAUCAAAGUGAUUAAUAGACCUGGAAAUCAUUCAUGGAAGACUAGCUAAAGAUCUAAGCCCUUGCAAUAUUUAAUAUUUUUUUAUAUUUAGCCUUGUGAAUAUUUCUGUAGUGCUCACUGUAAUUCAUUUAUUAUGACCUUAUUGGCAAUAAUACUCUGCCUGAUAAUCCCAGCUUGAUUGCUAUUUAUUUUCUGUGAAGUAUAAGCAUCUCUUCCAUUUGCAAAACAGUGUUGCUCUUUGGUUCUACUAUUAUUUGGCUUCUGCACAAGCUCCUUUUGAAAAUUGUUAGUACUUUUACUGGUACAUUGAAUUUUUCGUAGUUACCUUUCCUCAGAACAAUAUUUUAAACCUAAUGUGAUUAUGAUACCUCUCUUCUAGCUACAAUGUAGAUUUUCUACAAUCAAAAAGGACAUAAAAUAUGAACAGUGUUAAACAUAGCUGAAUGACUUAUGAUAAAGCUCCUGUUCUUUUGAAUAUAGGGCAUAUUUGGAAAUGUCAUAUCAAUGAAAAUUGUACAAUAGUUUUAUAGUGGUUACAAGAAUUUCUCUUGGAGGGGAUUUAUUUUAGCAGUUACCAAUGAAAUAGUUAAACCUGAGUAGAAUUAGCUUAAUUUUCAGACAUAAAUUUAAAUUUUAAAAUGGUUGUUGAUUUUGUAUAGGAAUGGAAAAAAAACAACCCAAACCUAACCUUUAAAUAUCAGGAGAUAAUUGCUUGAGCUCAAAUAUAAUUUUCCAUUAUGUAUUAAUAUUAUUUAGUUAGUAGGACUGGUUCUCCUUUCUGCUUAGCUAAAAACAUACAUAGUUAUGCUUUGGGGACUGACUGUGUCAUUUCUUGACAUUUUAAUGUGGUUCGAUUUCCUUUUUCUCCCCUUCUAUUUCAUGUUUGAUAAUGAAAAUUUGAUGAAAUAACAAACAUUUAAUCAUCUUAAACUACUAUAUGCUUUGAGGACAACAGAUCAUGAAUACAGAAAAAGGACAGUGAGUUAUUGUAUCCAGGGAUAUUUUGCCAAAAUGUUUCAAAGAGUGACUUGAAUAAGUUGAUUAAAAACAAAAACAAUUUCUUCUUCUUCUUUCUCUUCCUCUUCCUUCCUCCUUUCUCUCUCCUUUUUCCUCCUCCUUUUAACAUAGGUAAGAUUUUUUUUUCUGUUUAUAUUUGGAAUAAGGUGCUUGUUCAUUUGUUUGGGUGAACAAUUAUCUGUAGAUCACCAUUGUCUUGUGUUUGUGAGAACUAUUCGUAGAAGCAUAGUUAUAAGAAAUUAUUACCUGGUAAGCACAAAGAAAUCACUAACAAGUCCUGAAAUUAGAGCAAAUCCAUGGUACUUUUACUGUUCUUAUUACUAUUGAUGUCUUUGGCGUUGUUCAUUUUUGAGGUAGAAUUGGAAUAUCCAGAUUCUCUCCUCUGCUUUGAUAAGGAGACACAAUGGCAAAGAAACAUUGUUUUUGAUUGUCUUUUACUCCUUUAAGCCCUUUUCAUAAUCCUUAUAGCAACUUUGUGCCAAGUCAGUAAUAGUUCAUGCUGGACACAUAGAAGUGAAUGUUAGAAUAUUUGUGGUUUAGUAAGUGUUUGUAGUCAUUUGAAAGGCUGCCUUGAAAUUUUUUAUUUAGUACAUAAAAUAAAUUGAAAGGGAUAUUUAUGUAAAAAAAUAUAAAUUUACUUCUCAAGUUAGCUUUACUUUAGCUCAGGGGCACCUAGAGUGCAGUCCAUGGACCAAAAAAAGUCCAUACAGCCCUUACUGGAACCACCCUCCCUAAUACAGAAAUCUAUUUUGCAGAUCUUCUGAAUUAGCAUAUCCUAGGAAGGGUAGUUUUUGUGACCAAUCCUCUUUAUAACCAAUUUCAUUUUAUGGAAAGUAGAUGUAGUCAUCAUUUACCCAUCAAUCUACUAUCUGUCUGCCAUUGGUUUAAUUCUUCUGCAGCCCAGCAAUGAAGUUCUUUAACUAGCUUCCUUAUACUAGAAUUUGGUCCUUCCAUGAUUUAGGUAAAUAUGUUUUGUUUUGUUUUGUUUUUUGUAAAAAGAAGAAAACAAAACUCUCUUUUCUUAAAAAUAAUUUCCAAGGAAAAAGAUGUGAUAAAAUACUGCAAAGGGAACAGCUGGCUGCAGCUUUUAAUGGAAAGUGGAGCACUGGGGAAUGAGCUCCUCUUUUUUUUUUUUUUUUCCAAAUGGGGAAACCAUAAAUUUAGUGUGGGUUUUAAUUUGGUCUACAAAUUUCAUCCUUGAUACAUUGCCUUUUUAAAUCAUUGAGCAGUUAUGUUGGGGUUUUUUUAGAGGGUGGGUGGGAUGGUGGUGUAUGUGUCCGGUUUCAAAGUUGUAGUUCUGAUAGAAAUUAGCAUUUCUGGGCUGGAUUAUAGGGAUAAUAGUUACAGAAUGCAAAUCAUAAGCACAUUUUCAGUGGAAAAAGAAACUCAACAACCCAUUAUACUUUGUGAGGCACUUUGAACUUUGCCUUAGUGAUGGAGCUGAGAAGUACACAUUUUAAUGACAAACUGGUGCCUAUAUCUUUCUAAAUAUGAAGUAUAUGUGUCAUUCUGCAAGGUUUUUGUCCCUUUUGUUCACAAAUGGUUUGAUAUAGCAAAGUCAGACCAUAUGCUUUAGAUGGAAACCUGACACUUUGAUUACAGGGAUGUCUAAACUGCCUCCACUCCCUCCACCCUCCAUCCGUUCCCCUCCCUCCCCCCCACACUCCAUUUCCUUUUGUUCAGCUCCCCAAUGUAGAACUCUUGGCUUUCCAUAGCUAUAAUUUGAGCAUGACCCGCCAUUUGCCCCUCCCCCCAACAACAAGAACAAUUCUGCAUGGCCUUUAUCUAGCGCUGCAUCCUGAAUGCAUGCUCUCAUUAACUAUGCAAGCAACUGAUACCGACCAUAGAUGGCACUAACUGCUUAAAACGAAGCUAUUAGAUAAUGGAACUCUAUUUUUGAAUUUGUUGUUUUAUUUCCUGAUCUGAGUAUCCAUACACUCAGGAGCAUGUAUGUGGUUUCUUGCUUUAUUUUGCACAUCCUUGACUCUCUUCUUUGCAGAACUUUUGGAUUAUUGACAAGAUUUAUGUGUAAAGUUCUUAAGUAUUUUUCAAAUAGGAAAGGUAUUGGAUAUGUUGAAAUGACAACAUGCUGGUUUAUGUAUUGUGGUGUCUAGGUAAUCUCCUAAUGUAUCCUCUUCUCUAAGUAAGCUGCCAUUUUUCUAUAGAAUUUUAAUGGUUUAUAUCUUCUAUAUGACAUCAUGGUCUCAAGAAGAGACAAAAGCUUCUAGCAGCAUUGACAAUUAAAAAAACAAACCAUGCUUUUGUAGAACUUUAGUGCUAUUUAAAGUUGAUAUUUCCAGCCACCAGACUUAAUAGGAUUAGUACUAUGGUGUUUAUGGCAGUACUGUACAAUGAGUUCAAACCUAGAACUAUCUCCCAUUCUUUAAUCCAUCUGGUACAAAAGUUUAAGGCUUCAAACCUCUCAGAUAAGAGACCCAGUAAGGAAGAACCUGAAGUCUUAAAGGAGACAGAGCAAUGAAUGGCAUGCAGAUUUAAGUGUGCAAAUGGGACUUUGGUUUGCUUGAGCAGACAGCACACUGGGCAUCUUGAUGUGCUUAGUGGCCUUCUGUCCUUGUCUGUAGCAAGCAGAAAAUCCCUUGGUGGGGUUGUUGUGGGAAUGGUGGUCACUGCAUAGUAAAGUGAUGAAAAGUUAAAACCAACUAUCAUUGAAAAGCUUAUCAGUAGAAAGAAGAAGAUGCCUCAAUGGUAACGUUCUUUAUGUAGUAAGCAAUUAAAAUUGCAGUCACCAGGCUGCUUGAACAUUGCUCUUGAACUCUUUCUCUAUUGUGGUCCUUUGCAGGAGAGCAGUUUCAGGAAUUCUUCUUAGUUUGAAAACAAAUGUGAAGAGUUUUGUUUCAAAGUGACAUUCAGUAUAAUUUCCCCCAUGUAAUUUUUUUUUUAAGCAUCUCUUAUGGAAUUUGCCAACUGACCCCAAAUAAUUUGGCUAUACAUGCAGAGGCAACUGAAAUUUAGUUUUAAUCUUUGGUGAGCCAGAAGCACUAUGGAUGCCUCGUAAUAAAGCCAACUGUAAAACUUAGCUGUUUAUCUUGUGGAGCAUUAUUUUGCAGACAAUUGAAAGUCAGGCUAAUAUAACCUUUAAGCUUAGUGCAGAGGAAGCCAGCAGCGCCCAAAUACAUCUGUUUAAAUCAUCCAGAAUAAUGGUGUAAGUAUACAUAAGUUAAACUCCUCCCUAGAGAAGUUUGAGCAGUGAAUUCUGUAGGUGGUCAUGAAAAGCAGCAUGAAAUUAUGCUAGGUGCUAUCUUGAAAGCUUUGGUGUCAUUAUACCAAAGGGAAAAUGGCUAUAGUAUUUUCUGAAGAUAAAAGUCCUCUUUUGUGGCCUUUCAAGUGCACCAUACAGGAUUGCUCACCAACUGUGCCUCACCAUUGGUUAAAAUUGAAUUCGGAUCUCAUUGCAAAUAUAGUUUCUUGACUGAAGUUAAACUUCAGUUUUUACACUGGAAUUUCUACAGUUCUUCUCAAAGCUGCAUGUCAUUGUCACUGUACACAAAUACAUUUUGGUAUAGUUCACACCUUUGAUAUCGGCUUCUGUAUAAAUACUUUUGAGUUGUACAGUAAUCUGGAAAGCAGGAUGUCUUUAUCUGAGGCUGGAGGAAACAUAAUUGUGCCGUAAAUUUUAAAUUAUUGAGGACAAGUGCAUGAGACUGUGUCAAUGCCUCCUGUUAUUUAUUUGUAUGUUUUAUUAUUCAAGGUGGAUGCACUUUUAAUAUGCAGAAUUUAUAUUUUUAUGUUAAAACAUUUCCUUUCAGAAAGAAGUUUGAAUAUUACAGUAUGUAGUUGGACUUAAGAGAAAAGUGGAAAAUGUAAUAAAAUACAUUAAAUUUA
Antechinus flavipes (yellow-footed antechinus) is the source of this 11049-nucleotide messenger RNA. RefSeq names its product ubiquitin specific peptidase 31 (gene USP31). Lineage: Eukaryota; Metazoa; Chordata; Mammalia; Dasyuromorphia; Dasyuridae. The coding region runs from base 286 to 4431 and encodes 1381 amino acids. Gene Ontology annotation, molecular function: cysteine-type deubiquitinase activity. Gene Ontology annotation, biological process: protein deubiquitination. The record is from RefSeq and is a predicted model, not a curated record. The transcript is spliced from 16 exons.